Molecule: messenger RNA, 2342 nt
Organism: Polyodon spathula (Mississippi paddlefish)
Lineage: Eukaryota; Metazoa; Chordata; Actinopteri; Acipenseriformes; Polyodontidae
Product: G-protein coupled receptor 4-like
Exons: 2
Coding region: 980-1900 (306 amino acids)
Biological process (GO): G protein-coupled receptor signaling pathway
Cellular component (GO): membrane
Molecular function (GO): G protein-coupled receptor activity
Source: RefSeq, a predicted model, not a curated record
UGAUGACCAGAUCUUGUGCCUCCUUCCAGAACCAGUGUCUGUCAAUAAAAGACCAUUCCUAAUUGAAACCAACGUCUGGAGGCAUUUGGAAGAGCAUCUGCUAAUUUGAGCAACAGUGUUCAAACAAUGAAGGCUUGAGUUCCAAAGUGUAUUGUUCUAUUAUCAAGAGAACACAGAGCCAGUCAGAACAGUUCCACACAUCAGUAAGUGAAAACAUAUUAAAUAGCAUCUGGAGCUACAGUCAAUUGGAAUGGCCUAAGCAGUGGCAGAUCUAAACACUGCCACGCUGUAAUAUUAAUUCAUGUAUUGACCCACUUACUUGUACAAGACAAAUACAAACAAGGUCUGAAAACCAGGGCUUCUGCAGGUAUGUUUUAAGGAUCCAAAGAGGUGCGAGCUUCUUACAUGACACCUUUAAUAAGCAUAACUGACUUGCAAUUCUGGUGAUUUGGAUUUCAAGGAUUCCCGUUACACUUGAACUGGCUGUGAGCAUGCCAGUCAACAGGCACAGCAGCUGGCUGAUUAUAACAGGAAAGGCAUUCUCGAAAGAAAGCACUUUCACUCUCUAGAUGUCCAUUAAGGUGCAAGAUUACUUAUAAGUGAGUGCUUGGAAUGGAAAGGCAACACCGCACAAAGGAAAAGGUCUUUCCAGUGAACUAAAGGUCUGCAGUCAAGAGAGAAGUACGCUCAUCAGAGCCAAUUAAAUUGCAUGGGAAAUGCACAGAAUGAUUUUGUUAGCUACAAUCAUUUUAAACAUCUCUGUAAACUGCUACCUGUAUUUAAAUGGACUUGGAGAAACACAAUCAGCCCUUUGUCAAACAGGACAGGUACAGGACUGUGGGUGCACUUCCUCAUGAAGCCAAAUGCCCACCGCUCCCAUCAGCACACACACUUCAUUUGCUGAAGCUUCCUACUGAUUUUCAACCAUAUCAGUCAAUCAGCGAGGCUCAACAGUCAAGGAAGCAUCAAAAGAGACACAAUGAACAACAUCAGCUGUAACAACAUUGACUUCAGCUCUGACCAGACCUUUCUCUCUGUGCUCUACGGCUUUGUCUUCUGCAUUGGCUUGCCCACCAACUGCCUGGCCCUCUACGGGCUGUACCGCCUGGAGAAGACUGACAACGCCCUUCCUGUCUACGUCAUCAACCUGCUCUUAUCAGACCUGCUGCAGAUCAGCAUGCUGCCACUCUGGAUUGACUACUACAGCCACGGCCACGUGUGGCGCUUCGGGGUGACAGCAUGCGUCUUCGUCUGCUUCAUCUCCAACGUCAGUCUUUACAGUAGCAUCUUUUUCCUGUGUUGCAUCUCUCUGGAGAGGUACCUGGCCAUCACCCACCCUCUGUGGUACAGAAACCUGCACACCCCCAAGCUAACUGCCAUGACCUGCGUGGGUCUGUGGGUUGCUGUUACCUUGGUGGUCUUAAUGGACUAUCUCAUUGGUUUGGGAACCGUAACCGAACCCCAAUGUUUAGAGCAUUACCCAAGGAAGUGGAGCUAUGCCGUGCUCCAGUUACUUCUCAAGACUUUCACUUUUCCUUUGCCGUUGUUCCUGCUAGUUUUUGUUCACAGAAGGACCCGGGUGAGCCUUGCCCAUUCCGUUUCAGUGAGCGCUGAAGAGAAGAAAAGGAUCAGCAGCUUGCUAGCCCUAGUGGUGAUCAUAUUUACCCUGGUCUUUGGUCCUCACCACCUCAUUGUGUUUGUGAAAUACAUUGGGCUAAUUGUUCUUGGGGAGAACUGUGAAUUUGAGUCCAGGAUUUUUCUCUGUUACCAGGUUUCAGGGGGAUUGGGGAGCCUGAACAGCCUCCUGGAUCCAGUCUUGUAUAUAUUCCUUUGUAGAGAUGUUGGAGUCUUUUCCUUGCUUUCUGAGUCCUAUAAAGCUAUGGCGAGAACGAAGAGCUGAGCAGGAGGGAACAUCUGUCCAGACAGUGUCCAAUACUGGGCUUUUUCAACACAUCGCUGUACACUUUUAUCAGUGAUGUGGGUCUAAGUGUAACUACCAAAUGAGUGUUCUAGAACUAGAACAGACUCAUCCAAGAGAAAGACUAAACUUUUCGCUGUCAGCAACCAGGCAGUGCAGGGAAGCAAUCAAAAAGGAAAAACAAUGCUUGGGUAUAGAGCACAAAUCAAAGAUUAUAUUAUAAGGAGUAUAAUUCACUGGUGAGACCCUCCACACACACACACACUUUUCCUACUGGGGGGUUGUGGCAGGAUUGAAAGGAGUCCUUGUUGUAAUUUGCCCUCCCGACCACUGGCAGCGUUGUGUAGGGUUGACCAUGAUUUGAUCAGGAGGCUGAACUCUGACCAUACAGGAAGUUCCGGGUCAGGCGGCCAUCUUGGCCCAA